This is a messenger RNA of Arachis ipaensis, 333 nucleotides long. Its product is annotated as protein RALF-like 19. Gene Ontology annotation, cellular component: plasmodesma. Gene Ontology annotation, biological process: calcium-mediated signaling. The record is from RefSeq and is a predicted model, not a curated record. NCBI's taxonomy places the organism in Eukaryota, Viridiplantae, Streptophyta, Magnoliopsida, Fabales, Fabaceae.
AUGGAGUCAAAGGCAUUGCUUGUUAUCUUCGUCCUGGCCACCUUAGCAUUCGCCAUGGUGGCCGAGGCAACGAAAAUCCACGAAUUCUCAAGGCUUACUUCCCCUGGGGACUAUGAUCUGCUCGUUGAUGACAACGAGUUCUUGAUGAACUCGGAGACAACUCGUCGGACACUGGCACAGGCACGGUACAUAAGCUAUUCUGCUCUUAGGGCUAACCAAAUCCCAUGCGGUCAACGUGGACGUUCUUACUAUGAUUGCAAUAAGAGACAAAGGGCCAACCCCUACCGUCGCGGUUGCAGUCGCAUCACAAAAUGCCAAAGAACCAUGGAUUGA